Molecule: messenger RNA, 252 nt
Organism: Sphaeroforma arctica JP610
Lineage: Eukaryota; Ichthyosporea; Ichthyophonida
Exons: 1
Coding region: 1-252 (83 amino acids)
Source: RefSeq, a predicted model, not a curated record
AUGCACAACCUCUCAAUCACAUUGCCCGCGGAGGACGAAAAUCAUGCCCGCGGGGCCAUCUUUAUGACAUGUAUAGACCUCGCAGCUUCUUAUCCCCAGCCUCUGAUCGCCCGAGAGAGCCGUCACCUUAUGACGUUCUACACGCCGGAUGGCCGUUUCCACCAGCCGAUCUGCCUUCUGGAGGGCUCCAUGAUCGAUAGGGACCGACUCGGGAAUUUCCUUAUGGCUCCAGUUCCCAAGAACCGUACAUAA